Molecule: messenger RNA, 1398 nt
Organism: Cutaneotrichosporon oleaginosum
Lineage: Eukaryota; Fungi; Basidiomycota; Tremellomycetes; Trichosporonales; Trichosporonaceae
Biological process (GO): mitotic spindle organization; regulation of cytokinesis; protein phosphorylation
Cellular component (GO): chromosome passenger complex; kinetochore; spindle midzone
Molecular function (GO): protein kinase activity; ATP binding
Source: RefSeq, a predicted model, not a curated record
CUCUCUCUGAUACACCUCCAAUCUUCAUCCCAACCCCCAUUGCCACCAUGUCACAGCUUCCACACCUGAUGGAGUCGCUGUCGCUUCACUCUCGCGCGGCGCCCGCCUCGCCGCGCUCCCAGCCCUCCCACGCCUCGCAAUCCCAGCCGUCACAAUCCAACCGCCUGCCCCCCUUAAUGAAGAAAUACAUGAACCCGCACCUCGUGCGGCCCCCCAACACCGGCCUUGAGAGCCACAGCAGAGCAGCACUUCAGGCGCUUGCGGACAACGCCACUGCGAGUUCCACCGCAAGCGCAAGCGCGAUCCCUCAGAAAACCCGCACGUCCCCGCGCAAGCCCACACAACAUACGGCCCACGGAAUUCACGGGCCGGCGCACGCCACGGCUGCGCGGACACAGGCUAGCUCUCUUGUUCCAAAGGAGCGCAAGAUGGACCUGGGGACGUACGACGGCGGGUUCGAGCGGGACGUCGCCGACGUCGAGACCAUCACGGGCGAAGCGGCGAAGGUGCUCGAGCUGCAAUCCGCGGCGGGCGGCUCCAUUCCCCUCUCCCUUGCCGCCUUCCAGAUCGGCCGACCGCUCGGCAAGGGCAAGUUCGGGCGCGUGUACCUCGCCCGGACCAAGGCCGCGCCGCACUUUAUCGUCGCGCUCAAGUGUCUCAACAAGGGCGAGAUCGUCAACGGGCGUGUUGAAAAGCAAGUCCGCCGCGAGAUCGAGAUCCAGCAGAACCUGCGGCACCCCAACAUCCUACGCCUGUACGGCUACUUCCACGACUCGAAGCGCAUCUUCCUCAUCAUCGAGUUUGCCGCCCGCGGCGAGCUGUACAAGCAGUUGAGCAAGCACGGGCGCUUUGACGAGAAGCGCUCUUCGCGCUACAUCGCCCAGAUGGCCGAUGCUCUUUCCUACCUCCACCGCAAACAUGUCAUCCACCGCGACAUCAAACCCGAGAACCUCCUCAUCGGCCUCAAAGGCGAGCUGAAGAUUGGCGAUUUCGGAUGGAGCGUGCACGCGCCCGGCGACCGGCGCCGCACGCUGUGCGGCACGCUCGACUACCUCCCCCCCGAGAUGGUCGAGGGCAAGGAGCACAACGCCAAAGUCGACCUCUGGGCGCUCGGCGUGCUCGCGUACGAGUUCCUCGUCGGCACGCCCCCGUUCGAGGACUUGAACGGGAGCCAGGCGACGUACCGCCGCAUCAGGAACGUCGACUUGCAUGUCCCGUCGCAUGUGUCACCCGAGGCGACCGACCUCAUCAAGCGCCUCCUCCGAUACCACCCCGAGGACCGGCUGCCGCUCGCAGACGUGCUCAAGCAUCCAUGGAUCAAGAAGUAUGAGAAGUCCAAGAAGUCGCUCGCGCGCCCGUCGUAAUCUGUAUUUGGUGCAUGUAUAUUGUGGUCUCCAG